Molecule: messenger RNA, 1137 nt
Organism: Arachis duranensis
Lineage: Eukaryota; Viridiplantae; Streptophyta; Magnoliopsida; Fabales; Fabaceae
Product: protein NDL2
Exons: 8
Source: RefSeq, a predicted model, not a curated record
UCAAGAGUUGUUGCAGAUCAAAUAGCCGAGGUUCUCAACUUUUUUGGUCUUAGUGCAGUAAUGUGCAUAGGAGUAGCUGCCGGGGCUUACAUUCUUACCUUAUUUGCUAUGAAGUAUAGACAACGUGUACUUGGUUUGAUACUUGUUUCACCUCUAUGCAAAGAACCAUCUUGGACUGAGUGGUUGUGCAACAAGGUCAUGUCAAAUUUACUCUAUUUUUGUGGCAUGUGCGGGGUGGCAAAGGAAAUGUUGCUGAAGCGGUACUAUAGCAAGGACAUUCGAGGUGGUGCUCAAUUCCCAGAGUCAGAUAUAGUUAAAGCUUGCCGAAGGUCACUGGACGAGAUGCACAGUUUGAAUGUGUGGCGGUUCCUUGAAGCUAUUAAUGGGAGGCCGGACUUAAGUGAAGGAUUGAGAAAAUUAAAUUGCCGUUCACUAAUUUUUGUUGGGGAUAUGUCUCCUUUCCACUCGGAAGCUCUCCAUAUUACUUCAAAGUUAGACAGGCGAUUCAGUGCCCUAGUCGAGGUUCAAGCAUGCGGGUCUAUAGUGACAGAGGAGCAGCCUCAUGCUAUGUUAAUACCAAUAGAGUACUUUCUGAUGGGAUAUGGUUUGUACAGGCAAUCCAAGAGUCUCAGCCCUAGAAGUCCGUUGAGUCCAUCGUGGAUCUCGCCGGAGCUUUUUACGCCAGAGAGCAUGGGUUUGAAAUUGAAACCGAUAAAGACACGAAUUCCCACGUAAACCCAGUAGAUGAAUGAGGUUGCUUCUGAUUUUUGAUCUGUUUAAUUGAAUUCUCGGGUUAGUUGGAAUAUCUGAUGAAUGAAGUGAUUCCAGAUUGCUUGUAGAUAAAGGUGAUGAUGAAAAUAAGAAAUCAACCACAAAAGAAAUGGGAAAGAAUUUGGUUGAAAUCAACAGAUAGUAAUUCUUUGAUUUGUAAUCAUAUAGAUAUUUUAAUUGAUGAUCUGAAGCCUGAAUGGUAGAUAAAGCUUCGGAAUUGUCGUUUUUGGAUUACCAAAAAGAGAAACAAAAGGAUGUUGUGGUUAUGAUUGUAAAGCAAACAUGGAGGGCAAAUUGUUACUUCAUGCAAAUGUCUUGUUUCUGAAGUAAUUUCAUCAUGUUGAAAUAGAAUAGCGUCUUUCUUAA